GUGCUAUGAAUAAGAAAAACAACCAGAUAUGGCCGUUAGUCGACGCUGAUUCAGAAGAUGAAUCAUUCUGGGAUGAUAAUGAUCUAAUCGCUGAAUAUAACAAGAUUGAUUCUAUUGUAAAGGAUAAGUUAGCAGAAGAACUUGUUAAACAGGAGGGGAUAAAGUCUUCAAAAGGCAGAAAUAACAUUCAUGGAAAUUCAAGGAAACAAUCAUUCAGUACACGUAAUAAACAGAAGAUUACCUUGACAGAGGAUACAAAGGAUGGGAGUAAGGAGGAUAUGGUGAAUUCUGGUUCACUUGAUGGAAAUCCAGUGUGCAAUCUACAAUGGAUUCCACCUUGUACAAACCCUCCAAUCCAGUUGUUUUCACAAUCAGUUGAUUCAAGUGAGUCUAAUUUAUUUAGUCCUAUCCAACUUGAUAUAUCAUCUCAAGGAAUAUUUAAAGCAAAUAGAGGAGAUUUUUCUAAUAUUAAACCUUUAUUGCAUACUUGGUAUGAAGCAGGUUAUCAACUUGGUCGUUCACAUGCUUUAAAAUUCAAGAUGAAAUCAUAUACACCAGUAGUAUCUAACUCCUAAGAGAUAUCGUAUGUUGUUUGUUUGUGUUGAUUUACUUUUGUUGUUUGAGUAAAGAUCAUUGAGAAUACUAUCCAAUUUUUUUUUUUCUUCUUAGAUGAUAUAUCAUGUCUAAUUCUUGUUAAAACUUUCAUGUAUAUUGUUUUCUUAUAUAAAUAGAAUAAUACUCCCAACUUGUUUGUACUUUCAGGAAUAACAUACUUCAGUCAACACCCCUUUACUUCUAUUGCUGUCUUGAUAUAAACGUGUUGAUGUUGUCCUUAUUUUUCUCAUCACAUAAAUCUUUUGCCUUUUUUUUUUACCUCAUUGGUCUAGAGACUUUAAUAUCGACCAGUGGGUCAUGGGUUCGAACCCUCUUCCAUUUUCUAAGGUUUUGUCAAUCAUCAUUUGAUUACUGAGUAACUAUGAAUUUAUUUGAUUAACAUAAUGAAUACUUCAGUGAUUUAGCAUUUGAAAUAUUUCAUCGCUUUGUGUUCACAUGAAUUGUAAUUUAAUUAGUCAAGUGAUGUACAGAAGUAUAUCGGUUCAACCUGCC
Molecule: messenger RNA, 1107 nt
Organism: Heterobilharzia americana
Lineage: Eukaryota; Metazoa; Platyhelminthes; Trematoda; Strigeidida; Schistosomatidae
Source: the annotation of a GenBank genome assembly